Messenger RNA from Trichoplusia ni (cabbage looper), 901 nucleotides. Its product is annotated as selenoprotein M-like. NCBI's taxonomy places the organism in Eukaryota, Metazoa, Arthropoda, Insecta, Lepidoptera, Noctuidae. The coding region runs from base 106 to 435 and encodes 109 amino acids. The transcript has 2 exons. Gene Ontology annotation, cellular component: endoplasmic reticulum lumen. Gene Ontology annotation, molecular function: oxidoreductase activity. The record is from RefSeq and is a predicted model, not a curated record.
UUACGUCACUUCACUCACAUCACGAUCACACACAUUCCCGGAAUUAACAAGUUUCAGUAGUUUUUGUAACUUUGCUGAUCAGUUUGAAAGCGAAUUUCUUUCACCAUGAAACUGUUGUUGUUAACCAUUUUUGGUCUUUUCGCCAUAUCAAAUGCAUUUGAGAAUUCGGACAUUGUUUCGGCAAGAAUUGAGACCUGUAGAGGAUGUUCUUUAAAUCGUCUCCCUGAAGUAAAGCGGUUUGUGAUGGAUGACGCUCCUAAAUACGAACGAUUGGAGGUUAAGUUCAUAUCUGGGGCGCCGCCAGAGUUGGUGCUGCUCGGAGAAGGUGAUCGCGAGUUGGAGCGCCUACCUCUGUCACAACUCUCCCGAGAAGAAUGCAACAAACUUGUCGAAAGCCGAGGAUUUACACAGAAGUCAAAAGACAAAGAAUUGUAAAUAUGUUGUUAUUUGUGACCAUUUUUACUAUUUUGUGGUGUAAUUAUUUUUUUCUAAGAUAUUUCUUUACGUAAAAUUAUGUUACAUUCCUAUUCAUAUGUGCAUAAGUGAACAAAUUUGCAUUUAUAAUGUACAGCCCCCAUCCAUGAUAGUGCAGUAUUUUUAUAUUUUGUUUAACUUAGAUUGAAAAAAUAUAACACAUGAUAUUUGAGUUUUGUUUAUUCAGUUACAUUCAUCAUUUGAUACACAUUAUAUAGAGAUAAUUCAACACAUGUUUAGAAAUUUAAUCCUGUUUCACUUGUAGAUAUGGAAUGACUAAAUUUAUUUGGUUACCAUGUAGCAUUAGGUAUGCUAGAUAAUGCAAUACCAUGUAUAAUUAGUUUGUAGACCAUAUUGUACUUUACCAGAAUUAAAUACACUUUGAUGACAUUUUUAAUUAAAGUAAAUUAUUACUAACAGACCUGUA